Pseudogymnoascus destructans is the source of this 1027-nucleotide messenger RNA. RefSeq lists its product as uncharacterized. NCBI's taxonomy places the organism in Eukaryota, Fungi, Ascomycota, Leotiomycetes, Thelebolales, Thelebolaceae. The record is from RefSeq and is a predicted model, not a curated record. The transcript has 2 exons. Bases 113 to 1027 code for a protein of 304 amino acids.
GACUUCUUACGUGCUAUCAAGCCAUCCUGCGAGAUUACCUAUAAAUACCAAUAUAUCAAAACUCUACAAAGCUUAUAAACUCAAAACUCAAAACGCGAAACUCAACCCCACAAUGUCCUCAACCCCUCCUUCAACCCCCACCCUCGUCAACAUCGGCACCCACUCCCUCGCCCUCUACACCCACGGCCCAGAACCCCGCAGCUCUACAGACCCCGUCGUCCUAUUCAUCCCAGGCUUAUCAAGCAGCCGCCUCGUCUGGGCCGCCGUCACCCGCCUCCUGCCCCCCUCGCUACGCAGCUACACCUACGACCGCUCCGGCUUCGGUAACUCCUCGCUCUCUCCUCUCGCGCCCACAGCCGAGAAUAUCGCCCUAGAGUUCUCCUAUUUUAUUGAGAAAGGGCCCAUUGCGAAUCCGCUCAUCAUUGUCGCGCACUCGUGGGCUGGGGUGCUGGUUCGCGAGUUCGUCGCUCUUACGGGGAAUGGACCGCAUAUCGCUGGAUUGGUGCUCGUCGAUGCUAAUCACGAGACUACACUCCCCCCUCUGAAGAAAUGGUUAGCGGCUCUCAAACCUCUAGGUGAGGGCCUAGAACCGUACGCAGCAAGGGGUAUUGAGGUGAGAAAACAGUUGACGCAAGAAGAAUGGGAAGCGUUCAUUAGCGACGAAGGGACCGAGAAGUUCCAGCUCCAGGCUGACAAGGAGUUUGCGGAGUACGAGCCCAGUUUCGACACACUGCAAAGAAAGGAGCUGGCGAAGAGACAGCCGCUGCUGGGGGAGAAACCGGUGUUUGUGAUUGGGGGGGAGAGGAGCUGGGAUGGGGUUAGGGUGUAUGAGGCCGGGGUGAAGAGGGGGAAUGGGACGGAGGAGGAGAGGAGGUAUCUUAGGGAGAUGAUUGGGAUGGUUGAUGAGGAGAAUGAUGGGCUUAUUAGGGAGCAUUUGAAGCUUUCGGGGAGGGGGGAGAUUGUUUUUGCGAGGGAGAGUGGGCAUUUUGUGCAGGUUACUCAGCCGGAUGUUGUUGUGGCUGGGUGA